AUGCACAAGCUGCUUUUGAAGAGGGUUGCUCCUAGAUGCCUCCUAAAGAUUAAUCUAAGGAAGGCUUAUGAUUCUGUGGGUUGGCAGUUUCUUAAAGGAGUUUUUGAAGGGUUGCAUUUUCCUUCGAGAUUUAUACAAUGGAUUAUGGAGUGUGUUACUUAUCCAACAUAUUCUGUAGCUUUGAAUGGGAGUUUACAUGCUUCUUCAAAGGUGGAAAAGGCCUCCAACAAGGUCUCUCUAUCAUCCUUUUUGUUUGUGCUUUGUCUUGAAUAUUUCUCAAGAAUGGUUAAGGCUGCCUCAAAUGAUAGUGAAUUCAAUUACCACCCUAAAUGUGGUCCCUUAAAGAUCACUCAUUUAACUUUUUCGGAUGACUUGUUGCUCUUUGCAAGGAGAGAUGUUAUGCCGGAACAAAUUAUAAUGGAUUGCCUUUCUAACUUUGGUCUUGUAUCGGGUUUGAGGAUGAAUAUCUUAAAAUUCAGCUUGUAUAAAACUAGAAUUCAUGGACGAGAGCUUGAUGAUAUCCUUGAACUCACAAAUUUCCCAAAGGAUACCAUGCCAUUCUAUUAUUUGGGUAUCCCUCUUGCUUUGGAAAACCCCAAAGGCUCCAAGAAGCCUUUGGUGGCUUGGAGGGAUGUUUGCCUCCCAAAAGAUGAAGGGAGUCUCGGGCUGAAGGACAUGAAGAGUUGGAACUCAGCUUUACUUGCUAAAUCUCUUUGGAAUAUCCAUCAAAAAAAGGAUACUCUUUGGAGACGUUGGGUUGUUGGAGACAGCAGCCUGAUUCAAUCUGUUGAAAUAACCUCAAGUCAGCAUGCUGUGGCUACACAAAACAAUGAGUUAUUUCAGGAAGUUUUGGAUAGAUUUAAGGCUUGGCCAACUGGUGAAAAAUUUUGCACAAAAAUGGCCUAUGAUUAUUUCCAGCCGAGAGGUACUAAGAGGAUUUGGGCUGUCGAUGUUUGGAAAUCUUGCAUAACAUCGAAGCACUCAUUUUUGCUUUGGUUAUGGGUUCAAUCUAAACUCCUAACUAAAGGUAAAUUGCAAUAUUUGGAGAUCGACCAGAAUUGUGUUCUUUGUGGGCAUAUGGCGGAAAACAGGCCAACACUUAUUUUUUGA
Molecule: messenger RNA, 1110 nt
Organism: Olea europaea var. sylvestris
Lineage: Eukaryota; Viridiplantae; Streptophyta; Magnoliopsida; Lamiales; Oleaceae
Exons: 4
Coding region: 1-1110 (369 amino acids)
Source: RefSeq, a predicted model, not a curated record